Molecule: messenger RNA, 2442 nt
Organism: Cylindrotheca closterium
Lineage: Eukaryota; Bacillariophyta; Bacillariophyceae; Bacillariales; Bacillariaceae
Source: the annotation of a GenBank genome assembly
AUGUCCGGAGAUGGCGUCUGGAAGCACAUUGGCCUCCAUGGACACUCGGUGGGUAGCUUUUCCAUGAGCGAAGAAGGCAUUCAGUGGAGGUCUGCCAUGUACGGGCAAGAAGAAGCAACAGCUGCCAUCCGCAAGAUCCCCAAGGAUGCCAUCAAGACUGCAUUUUGGUCCGUCUUUGGAAAGAGCGGACACAUUCGCAUCAAAACGCUCUCCACUAAUGAAAAGUUGCACCACGAAUAUCGAUUCGAUGGCUUUCCCGUAGGAGACUACGAUGCUCUAAAGAAUGAACUCAAUGAAAAAUUCGAAAUAGACUUGGUCAAGUACAACAUGAGCGCGGCUGGAACCCAAUACGGGAUUUCCAAAAUGUCGGGCAAGAAAUUGACAUUUCGUCAUUGCGUCUUGGAAGACGCCGAUGAAGAAGGAGAGGAAUUCGAAGUGCGUCAAGGAGACGAAAUGAUGUCCUUGGAUCUCGCUGAAGUCUCUCAAUGCGUCUUGCCUGGAAACAACAGAAAUGAAAUUGAAUUGCAAUUCCCCGAAACGGACGCUGUCGAAGCCAACAAUGAUCAAUUGGUCAGCAUCCGAUUUUACAUUCCGCCCGACCCAGAAGGCGAUCCCAGUGACCGAACCAUCAAGACACCUGCCGAAUUGCUUCAACAGAAAAUUAUGGGUACAGCCAAUAUUCGCAAGACUACUGGAGAUGUCAUUGUCGAAUUUGAUCCCGACAAGGGUGUCUUUCUUACACCCAGAGGACGCUACUCCAUUGAGUUGUACGAACGAUUCUUUCGCAUGCGGGGUCUCAAGUACGAUUACAAGAUCAAGUACGACGCUAUUUCUAGACUUUUUCUACUGCCAAAGCCCGAUGAAGUCCACAUGGCCUUUGUCAUUGCCUUGGACAAACCUAUUCGGCAGGGACAACAGCGAUACCAACAUUUAGUCUUUCAAACCAACAAGGAUCCCGAUGAAAUUACUGUCAAUCUGGACGAAGAAACGCUCAAGAAGGAAUAUGGCAGUGACUUGCAACCCGUCAUGCGAGGUUCUCUUUCCAACUUGAUUGCCAAGACUUUCAAGGUGAUUGCCAAGAAAAAGGUUUUCAUUCCAGGAAAGUACGCCAAUGCCAAUCAACAGCAUUGUGUCAAAUGUGCCCUUCGUGCCAAUGAAGGGCUUCUGUAUCCCUUGGAAAAGCAAUUUGUCUUCAUUCACAAGCCUCCCGUUUUGGUCCGUUUCAAUGAAGUAGAAAGUGUAGAAUUUCAGCGAUAUGCUGGUGGCCAAGGGUCCACACGCAACUUUGAUUUGUGCGUCACACUCAAGGCCAGUUCCUCCAUGGGGACCACCCAACAAGAGUACACCUUUUCGGGUAUUGAUCGAUCCGACUACUCGAGUCUUUACAAUUUCUUGUCGGGCAAGAAUAUUCGCAUCAAGAACUUGCAAGAUUCCGUCAUGGAAGUGGCACCAAGUGCUCCUGUCUACAAUGAAGAUGAGAUCUACGGAGGUCCCGACGAAGACAUGGCCGAAGAAUCCGAAGAUGAAGACUACGAUGCUGCCGCUGCAGCGGCCGACGAACCAGGAGGAGCUGGCAGCAGUGAAUCCGAAAUGUCCGAAGAUGAUGAGGAUUUGGGAUCCGAGGUGGACGAAGCCUUGGAUUCUGAUCUCGAGGAAGCUCGUGGAAAAAAGAAACCAAAACCAGCGGAGAGUGAUAGCGAAGAAGAAGAGGAGGAUGUAGUAGAAGAAUCUCCCAAGAAGCGCAAAAAGGGCAAGAAGAAGCAGGCGGCGCCUGCCGGUUCGGACGACGAUGAACCAAAAUCGAAGAAACCAAAGAAGGACCCCAAUGCUCCGAAGAGACCUACAUCAGCUUACUUUUUGUGGAUGGGGGAAAAUCGAGCAUCGAUCAAGGACAAAAAUCCAGACAUGUCUUUUGGAGACUUGGCAAGAGAAUGUUCUCGUGUCUACAAGGAGCUUACGCCUGAAGAAAAAGCGCCAUACGACGAAAAGGCAAAUGCGGACAAAGCACGGUACAAAAGCGAAAUGGCAGAUUACACUCCUCCAGCAGGUAGUUCGUCGAAAGCCGAAAAGGGUGGAAAGGGAAAGAAAGCUCCUGCUAAGAAAAAGAAAGAUCCCAAUGCACCAAAGAGGGGUACCACAAGCUUCAUGUACUUCUCAAGUGAAAUGCGGCCCAAGAUCAAAGAAGAAAAUCCUGAUAUCUCGUUUGGUGAUACGGGUAAGGAGCUUGGAGCAAGAUUCAGGGCAUUGUCCCCUGAAGAGAAGAAGAAGUACGAGGACAUGGCCGCCGAAGACAAGAUUCGGUACAAAGGCGAGAUGGAUGCUUAUAAGAAAAAGCAAAAGGCAGAAGCGGAGGCAGAAGCGGAGGCAGAAGAUAGCGACGAUGAUGGAGUCGAUGAUGGUGACAACGGGGAUGAUUCCGAUUCUGACUCUGAUUCUGACUAA